Molecule: messenger RNA, 1213 nt
Organism: Aspergillus glaucus CBS 516.65
Lineage: Eukaryota; Fungi; Ascomycota; Eurotiomycetes; Eurotiales; Aspergillaceae
Product: PLP-dependent cysteine synthase family protein
Exons: 1
Coding region: 31-972 (313 amino acids)
Biological process (GO): L-cysteine biosynthetic process
Cellular component (GO): cytoplasm
Source: RefSeq, a predicted model, not a curated record
AUCACCCGGUACGUACAUUCAUAGUCAACAAUGACCGCACCCCCUCUAGUAGCCAACGCCCUCCAAGUCAUCGGCAACACGCCCGUCGUGCAUCUCCACCGUCUCGUCCCCGAAAACCACGCCGAUGUCUACCUAAAACUCGAAUCCGUCAACCCCACUGGCUCCUACAAAGACCGGAUGGCCAAGUCCAUGAUCGAGGAAGCCGAGCGCCGCGGCGAUCUGAAACCCGGAAUGACCGUCGUCGAAGCAACCGGUGGCAGCACUGGUUCUUCGCUUGCGUAUAUCUGCGCGAUUAAGGGGUAUCGGUUCCGGGUUGUGUCGUCGAAUGCGUUUGCGCCGGAGAAGUUAAGGACUAUGAGUGCGUUCGGGGCGGAGGUUGAGUUGAUUCAUAGUCCCACGGGGACUAUCACGGGUGACUUGGUCCCGUCGAUGGCGAGACGGGCACGGGAUAUCGCCGAAAGCGGGAACUGUUACUGGACGAAUCAGUUUACUAACCGGGACUCCUUCGUUGGGUACGAGGAUAUCGGCCAAGAACUCGUGCAACAGUUUCCGGACGGAAUCGAUGCCUUCUGCGGUGCUGUUGGCACUGGCGGGAUGGCGAUGGGGGUUUCUCGCGUUUUGAAAUCCCAGAGACCCGAGACACAAACGGUUGUGCUCGAGCCGGCCUCUUCGCCGGUACUUACGGAAGGCCGUGCCGGGUCGCAUGGGGUGGAAGGUGUUGGGCUUGGGUCUGUCCCGCCACAUCUGGAGAAGAGUUUCUACGAUGAAGCUCGGGCGAUUUCUGAAGACGAGGGUCGUCAGAUGUGUCGCCGUCUGGCUCGUGAGGAGGGUCUUCUGGUCGGUACCUCGACAGGUCUUAAUGUCGCCGCUGCAUUGGCCCUGGCUAAAGAGCUAGGACCCGGGAAGACUGUUGUUACGGUGGCGGUUGACACAGGACUCAAGUAUUUGAACGGGAAUCUUUUUUCGGUAUAGAAUGUACAUAUCUAGAUAGACUAAUCCAAGAAGAUCUUGCCUUGAGCCACCAAAGCCGCUGGACCAGCGAGCUGCAUGCUCUCCACCUUGUCUCGUGACUCGUUCAACCCAAUGUUGACAAUGAUCUGACUAUCGCGUCCAAUUUCCGAUCCUUGGUCGAUAUUGAAGCGAUGCUUGCGACUUUGCUGUCCAGAUUGCAAAGCGAGAUACGCACCCAAGGCACACGAUCCACUUCCACACG